AUGUCAAAAAAAGACUAUGACCUGUACAUGCGGCUGCUGAAUCUGACAGUGACAGUGUUUGAGGCCAACAACAUCUCCUACACCAUCAGUGCUGGCGGAGUCAUAGGUUCAUACGUCAUGCACGACAUGCUCCCGUGGGACGAUGACCUUGACAUUUUGAUCCACAAUGACAGCAAGGCCAAGGUCAUUCACCUGUUCAAGGACGACCGCCACUAUGGCAUCCAGGGAUACAUGAACAAGUACCAGAUGGGGAGAGUGAUCAAAUUGUUCUUCACUGAUUCUGAGCCAACUGUCAACCGUGUGUGGAACUGGCCUUUUCUGGACGUCGAAACUUACAUAGAAGAAGGUGACCAGAUAAGACUCGCUCACAGAAGUGACGUGGAGCGUAUCUAUUGGCCGAAAAGUGCCUACUUCCCAUUCCAUCGAAGACCUUUUGGACCCCUGUGGUUGUAUUUUCCUCAUGACCCUGCCAUUUAUUUUAAGAUCCAUUACAACCACCCUUUUUACUGUCAGAGACAUUUCAAAGACCACAGACACGAAAAUUGGCAGAAGGUGAUCAAAGCCGACUGCGAGCGACUGACACCUCAUUACCCCUUCGUCAGGCGGUCUCCUUUCGCAAACAUCACACAAGAAACACUUCUGCUGAAUGGAACCGAGCUGUACACUGUGUAUAUUAGUGAACCAUACAGCAAGCCAAAAUCUAAAUUGGGCUGGUAGAAACAAAUCUUCAUCUAA
Symsagittifera roscoffensis is the source of this 735-nucleotide messenger RNA. RefSeq lists its product as uncharacterized. Lineage: Eukaryota; Metazoa; Xenacoelomorpha; Acoela; Convolutidae. The transcript is spliced from 2 exons. Bases 1 to 717 code for a protein of 238 amino acids. The record is from RefSeq and is a predicted model, not a curated record.